Schizophyllum commune H4-8 is the source of this 1856-nucleotide messenger RNA. RefSeq lists its product as uncharacterized. Lineage: Eukaryota; Fungi; Basidiomycota; Agaricomycetes; Agaricales; Schizophyllaceae. Bases 14 to 1657 code for a protein of 547 amino acids. The transcript is spliced from 8 exons. The record is from RefSeq and is a predicted model, not a curated record.
GCUUCCCCCCACCAUGAAUGACUUUAACUCUCUCCAACAUGCUUACUCUGCUUCUGAACUUCUUGAACAGCUCGCUGCGACAAAUGGCUCUGGGCUUAUUCCAACACAGUCUGGCGCCCAGCCGAACUCCGCUUUCCACUUGCAAGCAACACUGAACACGACGAAUGUCCUACAAAUGCAGUUCCAACAGCUCCAGAUGAAGGUGACUGCUUUGGAGAUGGAGAGGGAGACUAUCAAGCUUCUUGGCGGGAAACUUGAGAGUGCCGUCAAGGCUUUAGAAGAUGCGACAGCCACUAUCGACACGACGCUGAAGAGAAUCGACAAGCAGCAAGAUAAGAUGGAUCGACAUCAAGAACGAAUCGUGAACGCACCGGUCGUCUCUUCCAGCAGUGACGCGAACGGCCUCAUCCUACGCGACAACAUCCCUCCUCCAGACUUCGGCUCGGACGAACUUGACGCCAAGGCUCUUAUCCGUCUCCACACCAAGCUUGGCUGGACCGAGACGCUCUACGGUUCCAACAGCACUGCUCCCGAUAUCGAUCCUCAAGACAGGAACACCUCUAUGCGCUACCUACGGAACAAGGACGGUGCGGUCAUAACCGAGACGCGCGUAGGGCAGAUCCGCACCCUUGUCCGCCAGUGCUUCGGAGACCUAGGUGAUCGAGGCAUCAGGGUCCCCAACUACCGCUAUGUCAACCUCACCGUCCUCCGUUUCCUCCAACACGAAGUAUAUGCGCAGUUCCCAGAGGUCAACUACUGCGACAAUCACUGGAAGCUUAUGCGCAUUUAUCAAGCAGUCUAUUCCUCUUGGAAGCAAAACAAUCCGGACCUCGCCACAGUCUCGAAGAGCGCCAUCAUCAAAGCUGAACGUGCUGCUUCUGUUCUUCGUACGCAUACACCCGGCCCCACAGCUCUCUCGUACAAGAAACCCUCCCGAGCGCCCGUCGUCGACUUGUAUUCAUCGCCUGCUACGCCAUCGCCCGCUACGCCAUCACCCGCUACAUUCUCGUCUGUCGUGCCCUCGCCAAACGCGUCAAACGUGCCUUCUCGUGAACUCCAGCGCGCGGUUCUGCUGCCUGCUGCAUCCCUUCGCGAUGCUCCGUCGAAGCGGCCGCUGGAUCCUGGCCCUGCUGAUGCGGAGCAACCGUCCAAGAGAGUCAGAACGGACGAAGAUGAUCGCAUUCAGUACAAGGUCGCUGAUUCUCUUGCGGGCAUCGCGCCUUUGGAUGCAAUCGAGUUUGAAGAAUUUGCGCCGCCGCCUCAAAUCCUCUCUUCUCCGCCUAUCAGUAGUCUCACGAUAACCACCGCCACCGAUUCGACCACUCCCCAUGUUGAGGUGCCCACAUCGGCAGCGCCCUCGACGACAGGCCCGCCGCUCGCCAACGACGCUUCCCGCAGCUGUACGAGGAAGCAGCGCGUCUGGAAUCCCGGCAUGUCGACGACGCCGUUCAAUCUGUAUGCACACGAGUCUCGCGACAAGGACCCGGACGUCGCACAUGGUGUCGUCAAGGCCGCUUGGGAUGCAAUGAAAAGUACCGGCGGUCAGAAGUCAUACGCCGAACGCUGCAAGGUGUUGAAGACUACGUAUGGAAACACGCUUACCGAGUAUCUGGAGGCACGCAAGCAGCCAGCUGGCAGUGGUGAUGCGGCGGCGUGAUAGUGCUCGAGCCGCGUAUAUGCGCGCGUGCUGGGCGGGACUUGGGGGCGGCCGUUCGCAAGGCGCGCAUGGCUACCAGCACAGCGCGGGAGGCAAUGGUGGACGGUGAUAUUCCUGAGUAGAUAGUAGUGUAUCCGUUGCUACUGCAAUCUACCGCAAAAAGGCUGAAUAGGGCGCGAUAGUAUGGGCUAGAAAAGCA